Phascolarctos cinereus (koala) is the source of this 2314-nucleotide messenger RNA. It is a transcript of the gene FBXL6, whose product is annotated as F-box and leucine rich repeat protein 6. Gene Ontology annotation, cellular component: SCF ubiquitin ligase complex. Gene Ontology annotation, molecular function: protein binding. The record is from RefSeq and is a predicted model, not a curated record. Gene Ontology annotation, biological process: SCF-dependent proteasomal ubiquitin-dependent protein catabolic process. Lineage: Eukaryota; Metazoa; Chordata; Mammalia; Diprotodontia; Phascolarctidae.
CCAGCGACCACGUGACCGGAAGUGGCGGCUGAACGCGCGGAAGACCGAAAGUCCAAAAAGAGGGUAAGGGAGACCCGAGCCGGAGUCAGGAUCCCCCAGGGGCACCAUUAUGAUUUGCCCCAUCUCUUGAGAACAUGGAGGAAGUCCCUGAGGACUCCAGCAAUAGGAUGGCUCUACCUCCUCAAGAGGACUCUAGUUCAUCACAGCAAUCACAUUUCAAGCCUAGCAAGAGGUCAAGGUCCUCGGUUCUGGUUGGGCCCCCCCAGAAGAAAAAGAAGAGAAAAAGUUCGCGGAGACGGCCAUCUGCAAGGGUUGGUUACCACAUUCAUGAAGCUGAGGACAUGCUGCUGAUUGUACCCAAUCUGGAAGAGCCAGCACCACGGGCCCACAGGAAAAAGGCUUGCCAUCUCAGGAAGUUAGCUCGACCAAAGGUCCAGCAGUCGAAGUGUCACCAGCCACGUCGAGUGGAGAACCCAAACAAUGCAGAUCUCAGCCUAGUGCAGGGGAGGCAGUCUUCUCCUCAGGACAGUACUACUUUAGGGCCGGGCUGGGGAGACCAUAUUCCUCUGGAGAUCUUGGUUCAAAUAUUCCAAGUGUUAGUGGCAUCUGAAGGGGCAGUGCCCUUCCUUUGCAGGGCUGCCCGGGUGUGCCGCCUGUGGUAUGAUGCUGCUUCCCACUCCGUGCUGUGGCAGAAGGUGUCUCUGGCCCCACCUUGGCCUUCUCGCUCAAAAGGUCCUCCAUCAAAGUUGGAGAAGAGGAUUCUCAGUUCUCUAGAAUGGCUGGUGCCCAACAGGUUUUCAUUACUCCGGGAGCUCUCUCUAUCUCACUGGAAAAACUAUGUACCUCUGAUGCUGAAGGCUGUCAGUGAGUCUUGUCCCCACCUCGCAUCUCUCAAGCUUUCCCACUGUCAGUCAGUGACAGCAGAGGCCUUGGUCACUCUGCCGAGGGCCUGCCCCCAGCUGGAUAGCCUCAAUCUGCAGAACUCCCAGGUGGAGUCAGCAGCAGUAGUUGGCUUUCUGGAGGCAGCAGGCAAACAACUCAGGCAAUUGUGGCUAACUUAUAGUAGCCAAAUGACCUCCAUCAUCUCCUCAUUGUCGAAUGGAUGCUGCCCCCAGCUUCAGGUCCUUGAGGUGGACACAGGGAUAAAACCCAAUAGUCAACACUUUCAGCUGCACAUUGAAGCUCUGCAAGCUGGCUGUCCCCAGCUCCAGGUCCUACGGUUACUGAACUUGGUUUGGUCUCCCAAGAUGGGAGGGCGUGGGGUACCCCUGGGGCCUGGUUUCCCAGACCUGGAGGAGCUCUGCCUGGCCACAUCCACCAUUACCUAUGUGAGUGACGAGGUCCUGCACCGCCUGCUGCACAGAUCUCCUCGCCUUCGGGUACUGGACCUCCGAGGCUGUGCCCGCCUCACGCCUGCAGGCCUGGCCAGCUUGCCUUGCCCUGACCUGGAACAGCUACAUCUGGGCCUGUAUGGUUCAGUAAUUUGGGUGGCCCUGCCCAAGGAGGGAAGCCCUUUGCUCACGUGGAAGUGGCAUCGCACUCUCCAGGAGCUAGACCUGAAUGGCCAGUGCUACCAUGAAGAGGAUCUGAAGCAGGCCCUGAUAGCUUUCUCAAGCACAGAGAGUGGGCACAGCCCCAUCCUUCGCUCUCUCAACCUCAAGGGCACCCAAGUUACUGUGGCAUCUAUCAGCUCUGUGAUCAGCAGCUGCCCAGCUCUCAGCUACCUCAACCUGUCCUCAUGCAGAUACCUUCCUCGGGGCCUGAAGAAGGCCUACCGAGGACAGGCAGAGAUCCAGUGGUGCUUGGACCAGCUCCUUACCGCCACCUAGGACCCAGGCUGAGCUCUUCAGCUGUUUCAUUCACUCCCCCUUCAUCCCUUCCUGGACACUCUUCCUCUUCUCCCAUUUUAAAAACUAUUAAAGAUUUAUAGAAUUAAAAUCCUUUUCUAAAAAUAGCCAGAAGCAUAUCCAUCCUGGGACAGGAAGGAAAAGGUCUGAGGGCAUUGAGGGGGAUUUCAAGCCAGAUUUCCAGAGAUGUCUUAAAUUCAUCAUCUCUGAAAAAGCCCUGGCAUCCACUGUCUUCUGAAUGAAGCCUUUCCUGACUCCUCCCAUGCAACUGCAAGUGUCCUUCUGACAGGCGAUCUUGUAUUUAACUACUUUGUAUAUAUUUGUAUAUUUUUAUAGCUAUGUGUCUUUCUCGUUAGAAUGUAAACUGCUUUUGAGUGGGAUUUUUUUCAUUCUUUAUACUUUUAUCACCAGUGCUUAGUGUGAGAGGCAUGCAGUAGGUGCCUAAUAAAUACUUGUUGAUUGAUUGA